ACUUUUUGUAUGUAGUGGCAGAGCACUCACCGCGCACCCAACAAUGCCAAUAUCUACUUCAUACGAAAGCAAUGGAAAACAGACGAAAGGGGUAGCAGCGCAAGCUCAACCUCCAACACACGGCAUUGCACAGUUUCGUUCCACUCCUCCACAGCGCAUGAGUCCACCAUCAGCAAUACCGCCAAUAAACCCUAAUCGAACUCCCUCCUCCAGACCCCCAUCCAAGGCAGCAUUAGCCUUCGCCCCCACGCCUUCGCUGCUCACCCUCUCUAUUUACAACCCCCGAACGCACCCUUCACUUGUUCUUCCAAUUGCACAAUGACGUUAGAGGACGAGGUGGCGCGCGGGGUUGGAGGGAUGGGGUUGACAGACGCGGGGGAGAGGGAGGGCGGGGGCGCUGCUCCCUCCGUUGCUGGAGACCGGGAGAUGGUGGCCAACUCCAAGUACAGCGGCCGCGUCUUCAUCAAAUCCAUUCUGGGUCGACCCGACGGUGGAGUUGGGCUCAUUGGGCAGAAGGUGACUGUGGGAGGAUGGGUCAAGACUGGCCGUGUCAUGGGCAAGACCGCGUCUGCCUUCUUGGAGGUGAACGAUGGAUCCUGGAUUGGCAACUUGCAGGUGUUGGUGGACGCGACUGUCGCCACGGAACGGCAGCUCACCCUCACCGGGACCAGCGUCUUGGUGCAAGGGAAGCUCGUGGAGCCUCCUGAAGACAAGAAGCAGAAGGUGGAGCUGCUCGUGGAGACCAUUCUGCAUGUUGGCACCGUGAACGCCGCCAAGUAUCCCAUCGCCAAGACCAAGCUGUCGCUGGAGUCGCUUCGCAGCCAAUUGCACCUCCGGGCUCGCACCAACACCAUUUCGGCUGUGGCGCGAAUCAGGCACGCUUUGGCUGUGGCGACGCACACGUUCUUCGACCGGAAUGGGUUCAUGUGGGUGCACACUCCCAUCAUCACGACCAGCGACUGCGAGGGCGCGGGCGAGAUGUUCCAAGUGACGACGCUGUUCAGCGAAACGGAAAGGAGAGAUCGCGAGUAUGCGGCGAACCCACCUCCGAGCCAGGCCGAGGUGGAGGCAGCCCAAGAUGUCGUGGCGGAGGCGGCUGAGGUGGUGAAGGAGCUGAAGGCGCAGAAGAAGAACAAGAAAGAGUUGGAGCCGUCGGUGCAGGCGCUGAUGAAGGCGAAGGAGCACGCCGCACAUUUGGAGGCACGGGCGAGCCUGAAACCCGGGAUGCCGAGGAAAGAAGGCGGGGAGGUGGAUUUCGGAGCGGAUUUUUUCGCACGACAAGCGUUUCUGACGGUGUCGGGGCAGCUGCAAGUGGAGACGUAUGCAUGUGCGCUGAGCAACGUGUACACGUUCGGGCCGACGUUCAGGGCGGAGAACUCACACACGACGAGGCACUUGGCGGAGUUCUGGAUGAUCGAGCCAGAGAUAGCGUUUGCGGACUUGCAGGACGACAUGAACUGUGCGGAGGAUUACGUGAGGUUCAUGUGCCAGUGGUUGCUGGACCACUGUCUGGAGGACAUGAAGUUUAUAUCGAGUAUGUAUGACAAGACGGCCGUGGAUCGUCUGAAGCUGGUGGCGUCGACGCCGUUCGUGCGCAUCACGUACACGGAAGCAAUCGAGAUACUAGAGAAGGUGACAGAGAAGAAGUUCGAGAACAAGGUGGAAUGGGGAAUCGACCUAGCAUCGGAACAUGAAAGGUAUUUGACAGAGGAGAUAUACAAGAAGCCAGUGAUUGUGUACAACUACCCGAAGGACAUAAAAGCGUUUUACAUGCGGCUGAACGACGACGAGAAGACGGUGGCCGCUAUGGACGUGCUGGUACCGAAGGUUGGAGAGCUGGUGGGUGGGAGUCAGAGGGAGGAGCGUCAGGACGUUCUUGAGAGGAGGUUGAAGGAGAUGAACUUGCCGAUGGAGCCGUAUGAGUGGUACAUAGAUUUGCGGCGACACGGAACAGUGAAGCACGCAGGGUUUGGGCUUGGAUUCGAGCGGAUGAUAUUGUUUGCGACGGGGUUGGAGAACAUCAGGGACGUGAUUCCGUUUCCGAGAUAUCCAGGCAAGGCGGAGCUUUGAGGUGAUGGGAAGGUGUUGACUCUUUGAUGGAGUGACUGGUGGUAGAAGCAUUUGUUUGUGGUCUUUCUAGGCUGGACCUGAUUUGUGGCCUUGUAGGGCUUAUCUGAAUCUGGUUCGCUUGUCAUUGCUUAUAUUCCUAUUGAAGGGGGUCUGUUCUUUGCUUGUGAUACAUUUUCACUCUUUAGAAAUGGUGGACUCACGCAUUGUAUGGCAGUUAUUGACCUGAAAUAUAUAUUGUGCCCGAAGUAGGUACAGAGGUGACCAUUGCCGGUGGUCAUUGUUAUGGAUGUA
Molecule: messenger RNA, 2361 nt
Organism: Physcomitrium patens
Lineage: Eukaryota; Viridiplantae; Streptophyta; Bryopsida; Funariales; Funariaceae
Product: asparagine--tRNA ligase, cytoplasmic 1
Biological process (GO): asparaginyl-tRNA aminoacylation
Cellular component (GO): mitochondrion
Molecular function (GO): ATP binding; nucleic acid binding; asparagine-tRNA ligase activity
Source: RefSeq, a predicted model, not a curated record